ACCCCAUUAAUGAAACUAUUUUUGGUGGAGACACUCGCACGAUUCGAGAAGGACGUGAAACGAACCGACACCGGGUUCCUGGCAAUAGCGACAGAGGUGGAAGACGGCAAGGAGAAGAUCUCGGAACCUCCAGGAAAAAUCAAGGAAUUGCUGAAGGAGUUCCAAGACAUUCUUCCUGACGACCUACCGAACGAGCUACCGCCAUACCGCACACAUCAACAUGAGAUCGUGGAGGAACCAGGUUCGAAGCCGACCUUCCGAGCACCAUAUCGGCUAAGUCCUACGGAGCUGACCGACAUGAAGAAACAAAUCGAGUAUCUCCUGGCCAAAGGACUCAUCCGACCAUCUACUUCACCAUACGGUGCCCCAGUACUCUUCACCCCGAAACCGGACGGAAGCCUGCGCAUGUGUAUCGACUACCGAGCUCUUAACAAGCAGACCAUCAAGAACAAGUAUCCGAUACCACGAAUCGAUGACCUGCUUGACCAGCUUCGGGGAGCUACGGUAUUUUCCAAACUGGAUCUGCGGUCCGGAUACUGGCAGAUACGGAUGGCGGACAACUCUAUCCACAAAACUGCUUUCCGAACUCGGUACGGAUCGUACGAGUAUCUGGUAAUGCCGUUCGGACUCACCAACGCACCGGCAACUUUCCAAGCCGAAAUGAACCACAUUCUACGACCACUUCUGGACGAGUGCGUGGUGGUGUACCUGGACGACAUCCUCAUCUACUCGCGCGACAUGAAGCAACACGUCGAACACCUGCGACGCGUCUUCGAAAUUCUUCGACGAGAACGAUUCUACCCUUGAAAGGGUCCAGUUCCUAGGACACAU
Messenger RNA from Closterium sp. NIES-67, 831 nucleotides. The record is from the annotation of a GenBank genome assembly. Lineage: Eukaryota; Viridiplantae; Streptophyta; Zygnematophyceae; Desmidiales; Closteriaceae.